Schistocerca nitens (vagrant locust) is the source of this 1526-nucleotide messenger RNA. RefSeq names its product myrosinase 1-like. The record is from RefSeq and is a predicted model, not a curated record. Lineage: Eukaryota; Metazoa; Arthropoda; Insecta; Orthoptera; Acrididae. The transcript has 11 exons. Gene Ontology annotation, molecular function: beta-glucosidase activity. Gene Ontology annotation, biological process: carbohydrate metabolic process. Bases 1 to 1452 code for a protein of 483 amino acids.
AUGCUGAAGCUGACCCUGUUGGCAGGCCUGGUCGCUGUCGCCGGGGCCCAGACGGCAGUCAACCGGUUCCCGGAUGGUUUCCUUUUCGGGGCCGCCACUGCUGCCUUCCAGAUCGAAGGAGCGUGGAAUGAGGAUGGCAAGGGUGAGAGCAUCUGGGACCGCAUGCUCCACGAACACCCGGAGUACGGCACGAACGGCGACAACGGCGACGUGGCCUCCGACUCGUACCACAAGUACCAGGAGGACGUGCAGAUGCUGAAGGCGCUCAACGCGGACGUGUACCGUUUCUCCAUUGCCUGGACACGCAUCCUGCCCACUGGAGACCUCGACGUCAUCAACCAACCGGGCAUCGACUACUACAAUAAUCUCAUCAACGAGCUGCUAGCGAACGGAAUCCAGCCUCUGGUGACAAUGUACCACUGGGACCUGCCGCAAGCGCUGCAGUACAUCGGUGGAUGGCCAAACCCAAUUCUCGCUGACUACUUCGUGGAGUAUGCCAGAGUGCUGUUUGAAAACUUUGGAGACAGAGUGAAGAUGUGGACCACGUUCAACGAGCCGGAAGUGUUCACCACCGGCUACGCUUCCGCGGAAUUUCAGGCUCCGUCACAGAACGCUCCGGGCAUCGGCGACUACCUGGCUGCACACACCGUCAUCAGAGCACACGGACUCGUCUACCGCCUCUAUGAAGAACAGUUCAGGGCCAAGCAGAAUGGCACUGUAGGAAUUACGUUAAAUAUAACGGGAAGAAAACCAGCCUCAAACUCCAGUGAAGACUUGGAAGCAGCUGAGAGGAAGUAUCAGUUUGAUGUUGGUCUCUACGCACACCCUAUCUUCAGCCAAGAGGGGGAUUACCCGGCGGUAGUGCGUCAGAGGGUAGACGCUAACAGCGCAGCAGAGGGGCGUCCCCGCUCACGGUUGCCAACUUUCACUCAGGAAGAGAUUGAGUACCUCAGAGGUGCGUCUGACUUUUUUGGAGUGAAUCAUUAUUUAACGAGCUAUGUGAAACCAAGCGACUUUUGGAGUUCUCCGUCCAAACGGCACGACUCUGGCGUCGUCAGCGUCGAUAUUGGGUACUAUCCUUCGGGAUUCCGCGACUUACUGAACUGGCUCGUUAAAGAAUACCCUGGUUAUCCAAUAUUUGUGACAGAAAACGGCUGGUCAAAUACUGGUGGUCUUAAUGACACCGACAGAAUCGAGUACUUUACGUCGUACCUGGCGGCUCUUCUACAAGCUAUCCACGUUGACGGUGUUCCUGUGAUUGGCUACACCUGCUGGAGUCUCAUGGACGACCUCGAGUGGGUCGACGGAUUCACCAAGAAAUUUGGGCUGUACGAGGUGGAUUUCGACAGCCCGAACAGAACCAGGACGCCAAGGGCCUCUGCAGCUUUCAUGUCGGAGAUCUUCGAGACUAAGGAGCUGCCUCAGGAAUACUUCCGCUACAGUCUCCCCUGAACUACAACUUAUCUUGGUCUGCUCUUUAUAUGACUUUAUGUACUGCAAAAUAAAGAACUUUGGCUAAGUCUUAA